AUGCUUCCUAUUGGUAAACGACCCACAAUUUUGGAUAGGAACUUGAACAGAACAAGAAGCAGCGAAGUCAGCUUGUCCGCAUAUGCAUUUUUGUUUUCUGAGAUGCUACAGUAUGCACAGAAACGAGUAAAUGGAAUACAGGACCUGGAAAAAAAAUUGAGUGACUUUGGAUACCGAGUCGGAGUCCGUAUGCUAGAGUUUAUUCUUUGGCGAGAUCGUACAGCGAAACGAGAAACUCGGAUUCUUGGUGCACUCUACUUUAUCAACACUGCAGUUUGGAAAACAUUAUUUGGAAAACAGGCAGACUCUCUUGAGAAAGGCACAGAUAAUGAUGAUGAAUAUAUGAUUUCAGAUAAUGAGCCGCUAAUUACAAAGUAUAUAUCUGUACCAAGAGAAAUGUCGAGUCUGAAUUGUGGAGCAUUUACAGCUGGCGUUGUUGAAGCCAUUCUUGAUGGAUGCCAAUUUCCUGCUCGAGUCUCUGCUCAUUCUACAGGAAACGAUACUUUUCCUUCACGAACUACGAUUUUGAUCAAGUUUGAUAAAAAUGGCAAGUAUAAUGCCACGAAACUCGAUUUAUUAUGUCCAUAG
This is a messenger RNA of Batrachochytrium dendrobatidis JAM81, 588 nucleotides long. Its product is annotated as TRAPP subunit TRS31. The coding region runs from base 1 to 588 and encodes 195 amino acids. Gene Ontology annotation, cellular component: TRAPPIII protein complex; TRAPPII protein complex; TRAPPI protein complex. Gene Ontology annotation, biological process: endoplasmic reticulum to Golgi vesicle-mediated transport. The record is from RefSeq and is a predicted model, not a curated record. The transcript has 5 exons. Lineage: Eukaryota; Fungi; Chytridiomycota; Chytridiomycetes; Rhizophydiales.